AUGGCUAAAGACAGUGACUUGUCGCAGUCGUCUCCAAAUGGCAAUGAUCAAGCCACCCAGCGUCUUAAUCAGGUCUCCUCGCAUCUCUCCACAGACCCACCAAAGAAACAAACGAAGGAGAAAGACCCAGCAUCACGUCUUCCAGCAGACCACUCCGAUGUCUUGGGACAAAUUGCUGCCCUUCGCAAGAUUGCCGCAACGCCAGAUCCCAACCACAGAGGCUAUGUGCGGCAAAAACAAGCAGGAAAGCUAUGGGUCCGCGAGCGUAUCGAACAACUUCUUGACCCUGGUUCAUUCACUGAGAUAGGAUCUGUAUCAGGAACUGUAACGUGGAAGAAGACCGCUCCAAUGCGCGAGGAGCCCGUGUCUUUUAUUCCGAGCAAUAAUGUUCAAGGGGCAGGUAUGCUCCGUGGAAGAAAGGUUCUGCUUACGGCGGACGACUUUAGCAUUCGGUCUGGACAUGCAGAUGGUGCAAGUUCGGGGAAGACUGUCUACGUCGAGAAGUUGGCGAUUGCACUGCGGAUUCCUGUCGUGAAGCUUGUUGAUGGAAGUUCUGGGGGUGGUAGCGUCACAACUAUCAAGAAGGAAGGGUGGAGUUAUCUACCUCAUGUGGCUCCGUUCAAGCCAGUUAUUCAACAGUUGAAUAUGGGAAUUCCCAAUUUGGGUGCUGUUGUUGGGCCUGCGAUCGGUCUUGGCGCCGCCAGGGUGGUCUCUUGUCAUUUCUCAGUCAUGGCAGCAGAUAUUGGAGCCCUUUUUAAUGCCGGACCAAAGGUUGUCGAAGGCGCGACCUUUGAGGAAGGGUUGGAUUUUCAGGAUUUGGGUGGCCCGAUGGUUCAUUGUAUGAAUGGAACGAUCGAUAACCUAGCUGCGAACGAGGCCGAAUGUUAUGAACAGCUACGCACAGUGCUGGGAUAUCUUCCGAACUCUGGAAGUGAGGCUCCACCAGUUAUCCCAUGCGAUGAUCCUGUGGAUCGAGAGGAUGUCGCUCUACGUAGUAUCAUCCCUCGCCGACAAGCUCGCAUGUAUAACCCGCGAACAAUCAUCACCUCGGUCGUUGACCAGGGCUCUUGGUUUGAGAUUGGUUCCCUGUGGGGUCGGACUGCUAUUGGUGGACUUGCGCGUUUGGGAGGACACCCUGUGGGUGUGAUCUCGCUGAACUGCGAAGUAAAUGGCGGUGCGCUUGACGCAGCCGGGAGCCAGAAACUGACCCGACUGCUCAAAAUGUGCGAUGUGAUGAACUUACCGAUUCUGCAAUUCCUUGACGUCCCCGGCUACGCCAUCGGCACCGUCGCUGAGCGCACCGCAACUAUGCGCUGGGGAGUUGAAUUGGCGAAGACGUACUACACUACCACUGUACCAAUUUUCAAUGUGGUGACACGCCGCGUGUUUGGUGUUGCAGGAGGCGUGAUGCUCGGAUCUCGCGACCCCGUCAUGCAGGUUGCCUGGCCUUCCGGCCAAUGGGGGUCCCUGCCACUGGAUGGUGGAAUUGAGGUCGGGCACCGGCAUGAGUUGCGUGAGGCGGAGAAGGUUGGAAAGAAAGAGGAGCGAUAUAAAGAGCUAGAAGAGGAGUAUCUACGUCUGAUGAAUCCUGUUCGAACCGCGAAUGCGUUUGGCGUCGAGGAGAUUAUUGAUCCUAAGGACACCAGGCAAGUUUGUUGCUCAUGGGCAACGCAUGUUUAUGAGGCUCUUAUGAAGGAAAGAAUUUCCGAUAGAGCUUGCGGUAAGAUCCAUCCUUCUUUUGCUUGA
Molecule: messenger RNA, 1746 nt
Organism: Penicillium waksmanii
Lineage: Eukaryota; Fungi; Ascomycota; Eurotiomycetes; Eurotiales; Aspergillaceae
Exons: 3
Coding region: 1-1746 (581 amino acids)
Molecular function (GO): propionyl-CoA carboxylase activity
Source: RefSeq, a predicted model, not a curated record